Molecule: messenger RNA, 648 nt
Organism: Aspergillus fischeri NRRL 181
Lineage: Eukaryota; Fungi; Ascomycota; Eurotiomycetes; Eurotiales; Aspergillaceae
Exons: 2
Coding region: 1-648 (215 amino acids)
Source: RefSeq, a predicted model, not a curated record
AUGUACGAUCCAGAUGCAUACAAUUCUCUCCCCACACUCUCCGUCGGAGCCCAGAACUUUCAGGACAAGGGCGCAAGGAACGUCCUCCUCAGUGACAUCCGAGACCUCUUUCUCCGUCGAGGGGUUCACGAACGCUACGGAAUUGCUCUCUUGCACCGACACUUCCCAAUCACGGCCACCCAGCGCCUGGUCGACUACCGAAACGUCUCAGCGCCCUGGGAGGUAGGCGGAAAUGCCGAUCCCAUCGUACCGAAGUACCAGGGCGCAAUAGUGCCGCGCUCCUACCGUCUCUUCCGAGACAGCUUCAUGCCAUAUGAGUUCGACUUUGCCGAGGAUGAGGAAUCCUCACACCCGGUCCUUCAGGGUACUAGGGACGCAGAAUUUCUGAUGGAACUCUCUGCCUUGCUGGAGGAGCAUGGGUUGGAGGAUGUUCUCGGGCUUCGAACCCUGGACGGUCGCGAUCCCGAGCUCUCUGUAGAGGUCACUGAGGGUAGGGCAAACAUUAUGCUGCCGCGCAAGGCAUUCGGGCCUGAAAGUCUCAUUGAAGCGUUGUGGGUGUUUGGUCCCGAACUUGUUGAUGCUUGCCACUGGGUGUCUGACCCAUUCCAGAAAGGUGAACUGAGAGGCAUCUGGGCUCAGCAACGUUAG